Rhododendron vialii is the source of this 4873-nucleotide messenger RNA. RefSeq names its product probable disease resistance protein At4g27220. The transcript is spliced from 5 exons. NCBI's taxonomy places the organism in Eukaryota, Viridiplantae, Streptophyta, Magnoliopsida, Ericales, Ericaceae. Gene Ontology annotation, molecular function: ADP binding. Bases 516 to 4514 code for a protein of 1332 amino acids. The record is from RefSeq and is a predicted model, not a curated record.
AUUAUUGCGGGAGAGGGGAGGCCCAUCUGGUGCAAAUUUGUCAAUUGGGCAUUGAUCUAGGGGAUCUACAUCUUCUGUCUCUAGCUACUUCCUCAAACUGGUGCCCAUUUUCUCAUCACUGUCUAAUCUCUCGUAGUCUCUCUCUCUCCUUGCUGCUGAACUUGUUGUGCUCAUUUUCCUUGCUUCGGUUUAUCCCUGUGGUGAUCCUUCUCUCUGUGUGUGUGUGUGUGUGUGUUCCUGCGUUAAAUUGUUACUAGGCGUGCAUUUGUUCUGUCUUUUUUGGCUAUGAAUCUUGCUUUCUUCUUUACUUUACAAACUCCUGUUCCAUUCCGGUACCCUUCGCUUUGAUUUUCAGCUUGCACUGUUAUUUGGUUUCCUUCUUUGCUGUCUUUUGGCUUUCCAUCUUUCGUUUAUUUUCUUUGAUUUCUUCCUAUUACAAAAGGAUAAAAAGCAAAACAAACAAAUCAACAAAACCCAAAAAAAGAAGGCUAGAAAAAUAUCAAACUUAGUGAGAGAUGUCUGCAGCACUAAUUGCUAUUACCGGUUUGGGGAAAAUUGCGGGUAGUGUUUUGGUAAAAAUCGGAGAUUACGUUGGUGCUCCGAUAGGCCGACAAUUCACGUACAUGUUUUGCUUCAAUAGCAACAUUACAGAAGUUGAAGCUCAAUUGAAAGAGCUUGAAGUGACACGAGAAGGGGUACAAAUGGGGGUGGAUGAUAACCGCAGAAAAGGGAGAGUUAAUGGACCAAAUGUUGAGGCUUGGCUGAAAAGUGCAAAUGAGGUCACAAUUGAGGUUGGGGGAAUUAUCAAAGAGAAGCCCAAAGUCAAGGAAGGGUGUUUGAAUGGGUUGUGCCCCAAUAUCAAACUGCGUUACUCAUUGAGCAGGAAAGCUGUGAAGACGACUGAGGUUGUCAUUGACCUCCAGGCUCAUGGUGUCCAGUAUACACAGACAUCCUACAGCCCGCCUCCUCCAUGCUUGGAGACCAUACUCAAUAGAGAUUUCACUGGGUUUGAGUCUCGAAGCAUUACUAUGGAAGAGAUUAUUAAGGCUCUAAAGCAUGAUCACUUCAACUUGAUUGGGGUUUGCGGAAUGGGAGGUGUGGGCAAGACAACAAUGGUGAAUGAAGUUGCAAAAAGAGCAAAAGAAGAGAAUCACUUUGACGAAGUUGCAAUGGCCGUUGUCAGCAAAGACCCAAACCUAACCAAUGUUCAAGCUUGCGUUGCAGACAUGCUUGGUUUGAAACUUGUUGACAGGGAUAGCCCGAUGGUACGAGCUGAUCUCCUACGUAAGAGACUUCUACAGGAUAACAAGAAAGUCCUUGUUAUACUGGAUGACAUUUGGGAAGACUUUGAUCUACAAGCCAUGGGAAUUCCUUUGGAUUGUGCUAAUAAGAAUUUUAAACUGCUUUAUACGUCGCGAACUCAAGAUCUAUGGCAUGAUGUACGAACUAAAAAGGAGAUCACUCUUCAACUCUUGUCAGAAGACGAAGCAUGGCAACUCUUUAGGGAGAAAGCGGGUGAUUCAGCUGAUGCUCGAGAUUUGCAUCCAAUCGCUAAACAGAUUGUGAAUGAAUGUGGAGGUUUACCGCUUGCUCUAUUACUUAUUGGUGGUGUACUUUCGAAAAAAAGUGGGAGACACCCCAUUAAGGAGAUAUGGGAAGGUAUGCUUGAUCGGCUAAUUUGUGCAAGCCGCACUCCUGCGAAUGAGCAUUUGUUUUCACGUCUAGAGCUGAGUUACAAAUAUUUGGAAGAUGAGGAAGCCAAGCGCCUGUUUUUGCUUUGUUGUUUAUUUAAAGAGGAUGAAGAUAUCCGUAUUAACAAUUUGGCCAUGUACGGAUUGGGGCUAUCACUUUUUGACAGAAUAAAUGAAAUGGGAAAUGCAAGGCGUCGAGUUUUUCUUAUCGUUGAUGAUCUAAAGAGCCGUUAUUUACUACUAGACAGUAAAAAAGAAGAAUGUGUAAGAGUGCAUGAUGUAGUGCGCGAUAUGGGCGUAUCUAUUGCAUCCAAAGAUAAAGUUGCUCUAGUAAGCCAUGGUGCAUUGUCUGGGUGGCCAAAGACGGUCACAUAUGAGCCUUAUACUGCCAUCUCAGUGAUAUCGGACAAAAUUACAAAGCUUCCUGAAGGAUUGACAUACCCAAACCUUGAGUUUCUAAUUUUACGAUGUAGGAAACUUAAGAAACUACCGCCCAAUUUUUUCGACGGGAUGGGGAAACUAAAAGUUUUGGAAAUUGGUCAUUUUGAUGGCAUCCUGACGCUUCAAUCCUUGAGGAACCUUACUAUGUUGUCACUUGAAGGAUCUCAUGGCAUGUUGGAUAAUUUAUCUAUAAUUGGAGAUCUACUUAAUCUAGAAACCCUCAACUUUCGUGAUUCGCGGAUCAGGGAACUACCAGAAGAAAUAGGGAAACUAGUUAACUUGAGGUUUUUAGAUCUGAGGGGCACUACUUGGCUGCGUAGAAUACCGCCAGGUGUCAUUUCAUGCCUGGUUCGUUUAGAAGAACUAUACAUGAACUGGUUUGAGGGUUGGGAAGGAGAGGACAAUGAAGCAGAAGGGAGAAAUGCAAACCUAAUAGAGUUUGAGUCCUUGUCCAAUUUAAAUACUUUAGAGAUUGAGAUAAGAAGAAGAUCAGAAUUUGCACGUGUUGCAUGUAUCCCAACAGUUCCAAUAUUUAGCAAACUGGAAAUAUACAAGGUAUUCAUAAAUAAUUGCCCUCCUGGUUAUGACUAUAAGGCUGACCGUGGUAUCUAUUAUGGUCCAUGCACAGACCACGUACCCAACUAUUCCGAAAACUCCUCUCCUGAAAACUGCAAAAGGAUGUUGGGGGUCAAUGCGUACGAUCUGAUCCUUUCAUAUCGUGGAGGGAUUGAUUCACUCUUAAGGCGUAGUGAUCUUCUAUCGCUUCGAGGGAGUGGAUGUGAUGAUCUGGUGCGGGAGUUACUAUGCCAGGUUCUUGUUGAUGGACUCCAACAAUUGAAGUACCUGUAUAUCUCUUAUUGUCACGUCAAACAAGAAUGUCUUGUCAACGCAAUGAAUCCGGUCCAACUAUCUCGCGCUCCUGCUGUUUUCCCUAUCCUGAAGGUAUUGUGGAUCGAUCGGCUUGCUAAUGUAAGCGAGAUAUAUCGUAGCCCAAUCCCAGCGGGUUCCUUUGGGGAACUGACUUCCAUCCAAGUCACAGAAUGUAGACAAUUGAGACAUCUCUUCCCGCUACCAAUUGUAGGAUGUCUCCCUCAACUCACAGAUCUUAAGAUCCAAUCCUGUGAUAUGAUGGAAGAAGUUAUUUGGAGGGAGCAACGAGAAGAUGUGCAUGUUGCAACCAACAGAAUCGAGUUUCCGAAAUUGGAAUCCUUGUUUCUUUCGAGUCUACCAAGUCUCAAGGGUUUCUGCAGAGGGAUUGAUCAUAUUGAUUUCCCUCAAUUGAAACGUCUGGAUCUCUAUGAACUGGAACGGUUCAACUGCCUCUUCCACAACAGCAGUACUUCCCAUUCAGAGGAAAACGACGAUGCCGGCUUCCUUUCUCUUUUUCCCCAAUUGGUCUCAUUACCGAACUUGGAGGUCGUAAGAGUCGAACGUUUAAAGAAUCUGGAAAGAAUAGGACAUGGUCCACUUUCAAUGGGGUCAUUGUCCAAACUGUUUCGAUUGACCAUGAUAGACUGCAACAACCUACUUUGUGUAUUUCCAUCAGAAUUGCUUCUGCUACUGCGAGAUCUUGAGAUGCUGGAAGUAGGAGAAUGCAAGUUGCUGGAGGUAGUUUUUGAAUUGGAAGCAGGGGUGCAUUCUAAUGAACCAAACCCAGAGAUUCUGUCUCCACUCAAAUUUGUCGAAUUACAUGAUCUACCCAAAUUGAGUUAUAUUUCAAAGAGAGAUCCCAUGGGCUUCCAGUACAUUCAGACUUUAGAAAUUUACAGUUGUGACUGGUUGAGAUAUGUAUUCGCACCUACCAUGACGAAGAGCAUCCCACAACUCCGUACCCUUGAAAUAUCAUCCUGUUGGAUGCUAUCAAGAAUUGUUGCAGAGGAGAAUGGACUGGGUGAAAGUUCAGUGGAUGAAGUUGAGUUCCCCCGGUUGGAAAAAUUAGUGCUUGGUGAUCUACCAAACCUUGUGAAUUUCUUCCCUAAUGUGAAUACUACUCUACCAAAAUCAACAGACCACCCCCAUACCCAAAUGCAAUCUGAACCUCUCUUCAACGAAAAGGUUACAUUUCCUAGCUUGAAGGUUUUGGUACUAGAAGAGUUGCCGUAUGCAAGAGAGAUAUUUCGUAGCCCAAUCCCAGAGGGUUCCUUUGGGGAACUGACUUCUAUCGAAGUCACAAGAUGUAUACAAUUGAGACAUCUCUUCCCGCUACCAAUUGUAGGAUGUCUCCCUCAGCUCACAGAUCUUAAGAUCCAAUCCUGUGAUAUGAUGGAAAAAGUUAUUUGGACGGAGCAACGAGAAGAUGUGCAUGUUGCAACCAACAGAAUCGAGUUUCCGAAAUUGGAAUCCUUGUCUCUUUCGAGUCUACCAAGUCUCAGGUUUCUGUAGAGGGAUCGAUCAUACUGAUUUCCCUCAAUUGAAACAUCUGAAUCUCUGUAAACUGGAACGGUUAAACUACCUCUUCCACAACAAUAGUACUUUCCAUUCGGAGGAAAACGACAAUGCCGGUUUCCUUUCUCUUUUUCCCCACAUGGUAUUGUGGAUCGAUCAGCUUGCUAAUGUAAGAGAGAUAUCUCAUAGCCCAAUCCCAGCGCGUUCCUUUGGGGAACUGACUUCCAUCAAAGUCGCAGAAUGUAAACAAUUGAGACAUCUCUUCCCGCUACCAAUUGUAGGAUGUCUCCCUCAACUCACAGGUCUUAUGAUCAAAUCCUGUGGUAUGAUGGAAGAAGUUAUUUGGAGGGAGCAAC